CGCAGGUCACGCUGGCGCAUGCGUAAUCUGGAUGAGCAACUGCGGGGAUGCGGUUAUCUCCGCUCCACAACCGGAGAGAAACGGCCGAUUGUAGGAGGAAUGGAGGCGGCCGAGCGGGUGGGGAAGAUUCACAAACACCCAGGGGAGGCCUCAAACCCCAAAGGAAACUCCCGGUCCCGCGGUCACACCGAGCGGGGCAGCGGCUGUUUACCGGGUCUUAGAAAGGAAGGAUUUGGAGAUGUGCACUGAAACUAAACAUCUUGGUUGAGCCAAUUGGUUAUCCAGAACCUGAAUACCAUCGACCUUUGAAGGUGGAAGGGAAAAUGUUCGUCCGUUUUGUCUCCAAGAAAAUAAUUGAAAUAUAAAUGUGACUGGACAAGUAUCGAGACACAUAUACCUGAGUGAGAGUGUUUCAGCACACUGACUGUGGAAGGAGCUUUAACCAGUUACACAGCCUGGACAAACAUCACACCAUUCACAGCAGAGAGAAACUGUCACCUGUUCUGUGUGUGGACAAGGUUCCAAUUGAUCGGCUCAACUGUAGAAACACAAAGACAUUGGCACCAUGGAAAAACCUUGGAAAUGUGAGGACUGUGGUAAAGGAUUCAUUUAUCCAUCCCAGCUGGAAUACCAUCGACGCAGUCACACUGGGGAGAGGCCGUUCACCUGCUCCAAGUGUGGGAAGGGAUUCACUCAGAAAACCUCCCUGAUGUUACACCAGAGAAUUCACACUGAGGAGAGGCCCUUCAGCUGCACUUACUGUGGGAAGAGGUUCAGGUAUUCAUCCACCCUCACUACACACCAGCGAGUUCACACUGGGGAGCGACCGUUCACCUGCUCCAUGUGUGGGAAGGGAUUCACUCAGUCAGCCAGCCUGCUGAAUCACCAGCGCAUUCACACUGGGGAAAAGCCGUUCACCUGCUCUGUGUGUGGGGAAGGUUUCACUCGGUCAUCUAGUCUUUGGUCACAUCAGCAAAUUCAUACUGAGGAGAAGCCUUUCAGCUGCACCUCCUGUGGAAAGAGUUUCGGGCAUUCAUCCACACUCGCUGUACACCAACGUACUCACACUGGGGAGAGACCGUUCACCUGUUCUGUGUGUGGGAAGGGAUUCACUCAGUCAUUUGACCUGGUUAGACACCAGCGGCUUCACACUGGGGAGAGACCAUUCACCUGCUCCGUUUGUGGGAAGGGAUUUGCUCGAUUAUUCAGCCUCCAGUUACACCAACGAAUUCAUACUGAGGAGAGUCCAUUCAGGUGCAGUACCUGUGGAAAGAGUUUCAGACAGUCAUCUGUCCUCAUUGAACACCAGCGAAUUCACACUGAGGAGAAGCCAUUCAGCUGCACUUCCUGUGGAAAGAGGUUCAGACAUUCUUCUGCCCUCACUGUACACCAGCGCACUCACACUGGGGAAAGGCCAUUCACCUGUUCUGUGUGUGGGAAAAAAUUUGCUCAGUCAUUUGAUCUGGUGAGACACCAGCGAAUUCACACCGGGGAGAGGCCGUUCACCUGCACCGCGUGUGGGAAGGGAUUUGCUUGGUUAUCCAGCCUUCAGUCACACCAACAAAUUCACGCUGAGAAGAGCCCAUUCAGCUGAAAUAUCUGUGGAAAGAGUUUCAGACAGUCAUCUAAGCUGACUGUACACCAGCGAAUUCACAUUGAGGAGAGACCAUUCACCUGCUCCGUGUGUGGAAAGGGAUUCACAAGGUCCUCCAACCUGCAGACUCACCUGUAAAUUCAUAAAUGACUGCAGGGUUGGAUUCUGCAGUUUCUGCUGCUGUUAAUCACGUCCAGGAUUGAUAGUCUGACAAUAAUUAGGUUUGUUCCUGCUGAUGUUAACAGCCGUUUAACUGGCUGGAGUUUAAUAUUCUGGAGCUGUCACUGAUUUUCUGGACUGCAGUGCCCCUUUUUAAAAGCACCAUCUGUGAUCCUACCCCUUAAUUCAAGAGUUCUCAACCGGAACUAAAUUACAACAAAAUUAGGAACUAUUACUUCAAUCCUAAAUUGAUCUUUGGUACGAACUCUACAAUUCAGUGUCUGAAAGGUUCCACUGAUUAACAUCUCCAAUUAGAAAGUGCUGAUUAAUCCUUGCUGACAAUUCUGACUCACUUGCACAUUACUCACAGUGACACCUCUGUUAUGUAAUUAAAUUAUCAAGGAAGAUAAACAAAAUAGUGAAGUAUUUUAUAGGCUCAUCAAUGAAAGCUUCAUCAGUCAAUGUUGAUAUUGCUGAAUCUUGGAAGUGGCUGAGUUCAAUCAUUUCUGACACAGCAGUAGCAACAUUUGGGAAAGGUGGAACCACAACAAAGACUGGUUUGAGACCUACUCAGCAGAGAUGAAUCUGUCAUUGAAGCAAAAAGCAAAGCCUACCCGAUUACAACAUAAACCCAACAGCUAGAGCACAGUGUAACUUGAAAGUAGCUGAGACAGUUGUGUAAAAGACAGGGAGCUACUGUGCAAAUAAACACUGGAUCGCCCAUGUCAAGAAAUCCAAACUGCCUGUGACAAUGGAAAUCUGCGUGCUGUGUAUGAUGGGAUCAGGUGGGCGCUUGGUCUGACCAUCACCAAAGUUACCCCCUGAAAUCAGCAGAUGGUGAAGUUCUCACUGACAGAAGUAAACAGAUGUCUCGCUGGGUUGAACUGAACUAUGAGCUGUACUCUCAUGAGACAGAUACUUCCCAGUCCCUGCAGCUUCCUGUCAUGGUUUGAGUUGGAUGAGGACCCUCAUCAUUUGAACUCAAAAAGGCCAUUAAUUGUUUAGCAAGCAGAAAGACACCCGGCAAGGAUGGAAUUCCAGCUGAAUUGCUCAAGCCCAGAAAGUCCCAUCUAAUAUCACAGCUUCAUGACCACCUCCUUCUCUGUUGGGAUGUAGGAUCCUUUCCACAUGACACGUGUGUGAUUGAAGAAUGAUCACAUUAUACAAAAUGAAAGGUGACAGAGGAGAUUGCAACAACUACAGGGACAUCUCACUCCUCAGUAUCACAGGGACGACCUUCACUAGGGUCAGGCUUAAAAGACUCCAUCUACUUGCAGACCGAGUGUAUCCAGAAGCACAGUGCGGUUUCUGUGCUGGCAGAUCUACAGUGGACAUGAUCUUCUCCAUACGCCAGCUACAAGAGAAGUUUACAAUUGGGAUUGAAUCUAAAAUGCUGCCAGCUUCUGUGCUGAGAAAAGUGAAAGGUUAUAAUGACUGAGUGAAAGUAAACCUUUAAGUAUGAAUCACAAUGAACUUGUACCAUUGUAAAAGACAUUGAAAAGUUUGAUUCCCUAAAGAUAAGCUUCAGCCUUGAGGUUCUGUUCCGGAGCUCACAAGCUGUGGGAAGCUCCACCCUCUUUAACUCUUUUCAGUCUCAGAAGGUUGAAGCUCCUUUUGCCUGUGAAAGUGAACUUUUUCAGUUUUAUUUUUCUUCAGUUUUAUUACCGUCAUUUGGAAAGGUGCCUGGGGGAAGAAGAAAAUAAUAACAUUUUGGAAAAGCUGAGAAAAAUAUCAAGAGAAUUGGAAAAAUAAAGAUUGAAAUCGGGUUUGGUUCAUCCUUGAUCUGAAAAUGACGUUAUAUAAAGUUGUCACAAGUUUGCACAUUUGAGAAUGUUUCUUCAGCCCCUUUGCUAACAAGCUGAGAAAUUAACCCUUUCCACUGACAGCACGGUGACAAUUUAAACUAAAGGCUUUGCUUUUUAAAGAUUUGGCUUCAUCCCAUUUGUUAUUGUUCAAGACAAAGUGUCUGAGAACAGGAGAUAUGGGAGUGAUCUGCAAUCUGAUUGCAAGUAUCUGUACUUGUGUCUCUGAUCUACAAACACCAUAAUAUGAGAGUAUUAAAUGGGACAGUAAAGUUCCUUGAGUUUUCCUGAAUGAGAUCGAAUGGUAAUUCAUGGAAUGACAUAUUUAGAAUAAAAGAUAGAGAAAAUCACACCACCAAUUGGGAAAUGGUAUAAUUCACUUGGGUAUAGUUCAAUGGAAUAGUUCAAUCUAAUGUACAUGUACAUUCUAGUGAAAGUCAGGGAAGUGUAGAUGAGACCAGUAAACAGAGAUUUCUCUUGGUGA
Molecule: messenger RNA, 4039 nt
Organism: Carcharodon carcharias (great white shark)
Lineage: Eukaryota; Metazoa; Chordata; Chondrichthyes; Lamniformes; Lamnidae
Product: zinc finger protein 180-like
Exons: 2
Coding region: 566-1594 (342 amino acids)
Biological process (GO): regulation of transcription by RNA polymerase II
Cellular component (GO): nucleus
Molecular function (GO): RNA polymerase II cis-regulatory region sequence-specific DNA binding; DNA-binding transcription factor activity, RNA polymerase II-specific
Source: RefSeq, a predicted model, not a curated record